Messenger RNA from Cladophialophora yegresii CBS 114405, 3516 nucleotides. RefSeq lists its product as uncharacterized. Lineage: Eukaryota; Fungi; Ascomycota; Eurotiomycetes; Chaetothyriales; Herpotrichiellaceae. Bases 1 to 3516 code for a protein of 1171 amino acids. The transcript has 5 exons. The record is from RefSeq and is a predicted model, not a curated record.
AUGGGCCGGCUUCGCAACUUGUCAGCGAGCUUCAAGGCUGCGGCUUUCAGCAACGGUUCCACCCUCUCAAUUCCGGGACUCUCCAAGACGUCUACCGACGGCCAGACUAAACACCUCGACCAGGGCUCCCCAUCGUCGACUAGAUUUGAAGACUCACCAGCACCCACGGAGUCUCCUAGAACGACGCCUCGGACCGACCGGGCUGCGUCCCGUCCUGCAUCUAUGGUGUACACACCGCCGUCAAUGGAAUAUGAAAGAGACCAGCAUAUUGAAGAGUUGAGACCAGUAUUCAGUUUCUUAUCGAGCCAUAGCAACAAGCUCUAUCAAGAAGGAUAUUUCCUCAAACUGAACGAUCUUGACACUCACGGCAGACCCAAUGCUGACCGCAACUGGACGGAAUGCUUCGCUCAGCUGGUAGGCACCGUGCUCUCCCUCUGGGAUGCGGCAGCUCUGGAUGCUGCCGGUCAAGAUGGAGAGGUUGCCCCCACCUUCAUCAACCUGGCCGACGCUUCUAUCAAGAUGAUUGAGACCCUUCCUACUCGUAAUCCCGAUGUACAACCCCUGCAAAAUGUGCUCUCGAUCUCGACAGCGGGCAAGAACCGAUAUCUGCUGCAUUUCAACUCACUCCACUCCCUAACACAGUGGACUGCUGGUAUCCGACUCUCAAUGUUCGAACUUGCGUCCCUGCAGGAGUUAUACACUGGCUCACUGGUCGCUGGCAAGGGCAAGUACCUGAAUAAUAUCCGAAUGAUCAUGGAGAGGACAAAAUUCAAGACAGAAGACUGGACACGCGUUCGAUUCGGCGCUGGCACCCCUUGGAGACGUUGCUGGUGUGUCAUCGAACCACCCGACGAGAAAGAGUGGCAGAGAUCCAAUAAGUCUCUCAAGAAGAAAUCGGCGUACGACCGACCGACGCUGCCCAAAGGACUUAUCAAGUUCUACGACACUAAGAAGACGAAGAAGGCUGUGCCGAUCGCAACCAUUACCGACGCGUAUGCCGCCUACGCCGUUUACCCCCAGUCCAAAGCAUUGAUUGACCAAUCAACCCUGGUCAAAGUGGAAGGCCGUAUCACAAUUCACUCGAAACCAGAGUCCAAGACCGAAGGCUUCGUCUUCGUUAUGCCUGAGCUGCAUCCGGCAGUCACAGGAUUCGAGAUGAUGCUCCGCUGGCUCUUCCCGGUGUAUGACAUUUUCCAGCUGUAUGGUCGACCGCAGCGACUGAUCGCCGACACGUGGGACCCGAGGGGACUCAUGUUUGCUAUGCCGAAAGAACGGAGAUAUGGUUACUUGGACAUCAUGGAUGUUGCAGCUUUGAUACACACACAGGGGAGUGAGAAAUGGAGCGAGCGAGAAUGGCGCAAACAGCUCAAAGAGACAACCUCGAAACGAAUGUCAAUGACGGCACAGAAGCGGUCGAAUGGCAGCCUCGAGAACAGACGCAGUUAUCGGGCUGCGUCAGAGUCGAGACCAGGAGUGCGGUACGACGAUAGCGAAUCAGUUCGGUCGACACCUUCCCAACAUCAUCACAACCAAUCAACGGAUGCGGUGUUCGCCUCGCCACAGAAAUCAGUGACGGCUCCGGCAAACGUCGCAUAUCUAUCUCCUGGAAAGAACCAUCACUCAAGGUCUGUGUCCGAGUCCGUGGCCUAUAUGUCUCCUACCAAAAGUCAUCGCCAGCAAAAUAAUUACAACCCGUCUAGGUUGUCAGCUGAGUACACUGAGGAGUUGAACACCAUUGAGGCUCCUCCACCGCCUCCAGCACAUCGAAAUCCACUCAUGUAUAAUGCUGUCACAAGCGAGGCGGAAGGUUCUGACAGCCGGUACAGCUCAGACAGCGACGGGCAAGGGCCGCGGACCUACGCGGAAGAUGUUCAGGAAGAUGUCAGAGAAGCAACACCGCCUGCGCCGGUCAUGGCUCCGCCAGACAUGCAGCAUCAAGCUGGUGAUGUUCCGCAGAAGCGACCCGAUACUCGACCCGAUUUGAGGCGAGAAAAAAGUCGCAUGUCAAAUGGAACAUUGUCUCAGAUUGUUGAUGUGAACAGACUUGCGAGUGGUGGGGCGGUUGCGGGUCAAGCAGCCAUGGUGGCGUGGAACCAAGGCCGAGGACAGGGGGAGAAUUCGAUCCAGGGGCCUCGAGGGGUAAUACAUGAGACCCCACACCACAAAGAUAUGUCUGCUAAUCAACCUGUUUCUCAAGAAGUGGUAGCAGACGGUGCUUAUACCCAACCUCCUGACACGAUUGAUGUCAGACCAGAAUUCGCUGCACGCCCGAGUGAGCAUACGAUCCCUCGAAAACCGAUCCUACGGAAGCCAGUUCUGACAGCAACCUCAACAUUGUUAGCGCGGCCGAGCCAUACUCAAGUGGCCGAUAAUAUGUCUCAAUAUUCAGCAUCCGACUAUGACAGAGACAGAAGCAGCUCACCUGACUAUGACAGCCUUCCCGACGACCAUAAUCCCCAGAUCGCCGCUAGACGGACACGGACCGGUGUCCUGAAAAUGGUUGGUGACCCAACCCUGUCGACAACCCCCGAUGCUCAGAAUACAAACAAUCACGAUAUACCUGUUGUUGAUUUCGGCACGACCUUCACUCCUACCUUGACUCCAGGACAUAGCCGUCCUGCAACCGCUUCUGGGAUACAUGUAGAGGAGCCGUUGUCGGAUCGUCCCCUAACGGCACCCACGACGCCUCUAAGGAGAUCACCUCAAGAUGGAAGGAUAUCUCCGGGUGUCUUCAUGGGUAGCGACGAACCGAGAUCGCCGCUUGAUAAACAGAGCCCUCGACCUAGUCACUCUCGGUCCUCGAGCUAUGCUUGGCGUCCAGGGACAAGUUUAGCGAGACAUGACUCGAUGGGAGGGUUGACGGCUGAAGAAUUCGUGCAGCAGCGUGCUGUAGCUGCUCGCGUACCGCAUGGCUAUUCACCUCACCGAAGUGUCUCGUAUAGUAAGGCGGAGCAGUCUCCUGAGAACCUGCCGAGAAAGCGACAUUCAAUCAUGGUUCGGCCGAGCUCGAGGAAUUCGCUUUUGGUGGACUAUACGCCGCACUUAUCGGCCAGAGAGCAGGAGCACAUUGCAAAGAUGACGGGCGGGCCACUGCUCCAAAUGAACGAGAGAAGCAGGACACCGGAUCCGUCAGUCGGCCUCAUUGGAGCAAUCGAAGCGCGAGAGCAAGAAAAGAGAAAUAUCAAGGGAGGGGUCGCCGGCCAUAUGGUGCAGGAGGCCAUUGCACAGAGGCAGGCUGCGGAGCGCAACUACGGAACACAGCAAGCCACCAUCUACAGCUCCCCGAUUGAUACCAGACAGAGCGGGCAGUGGAGUAGCCCACAGGCGUCAAUGUAUUGGAGUGGUGCCAUGCCGCAGCAGCCGCAACAGUACUGGCCACAUCAUUCUGGCUGGCAGCAUCAGCAACAUGCUCCGACAGACCCGAUGCAACAGAUGCAGCUUCAGCAGCAGCACCAGAUGUACAAUGCAAGAUUUGGCGGAUAUUACCCGCCUCACGGUGGUCAUGGGUCUCGAUAA